This is a messenger RNA of Capsicum annuum, 693 nucleotides long. Its product is annotated as probable leucine-rich repeat receptor-like protein kinase At5g63930. The record is from RefSeq and is a predicted model, not a curated record. The transcript has a single exon. Lineage: Eukaryota; Viridiplantae; Streptophyta; Magnoliopsida; Solanales; Solanaceae. Bases 1 to 693 code for a protein of 230 amino acids. Gene Ontology annotation, molecular function: protein binding.
AUGGCUCUUAUAGGCAGGAUUCCCCGUGAACUUGGAAACCUCUCAUUUCUUGUUUCUCUUGACUUGGGAAGCAACAAUUUCCAUGGAAAUUUGCCUCGAGAAAUGACAUGUCUGCAUCAGCUUAAGUUUCUUGAUUUGAGUUUUAACAACUUUGGAGGGGAGGUUUCUUCUUGGUUUGGGUUCUUACACCAACUUCAAUUUCUAUGUCUAAAGAAUAAUAGUUUCACCGGCUCCCUUCCCUCUUCAUUUCUUAACAUUUCAAAUCUUGAAAUGUUGAAUUUGGCAUUCAAUUCCUUAGAAGGUCAUAUCCCUGUGUCUCUCUCGAAUGCGUCGAGGUUGGAGAGGUUAGAAUUAUCUAGCAAUUUACUUCAUGGAAACAUUCCAAAAGAAUUCAUCAAUCUUCUCAACCUGAACUGGUUGGCCAUACAAUAUAAUAAACUUACGGGUUCUAUACCACUUUCAGUUUUCAGCAUUUCUAGAAUAGAAGUCAUUUCAUUUAUUGGCAAUAGCCUAUCAGGAAAGCUUCCCAAUGGUUUAUGCAAUGGUCUUCCGGAACUCAAAGAGCUUUAUCUAUCAAUAAACAAGCUUCGUGGUCAUAUUCCCAUGAGCUUGUCAAAUUGUUCACAACUUCAAAUAUUGGGUUUAUCGGAAAAUGAGUUUGAUGGACAUUACAUAGUGAAAUUGGAAAAUUGA